AACUUGGCGAUACCACUCUUGAGAGAAACACGCGCACACACUCAAUAUUUACUUACUUUUACUAUUUAAUUACCAUUAUAGUGGGAGGAGAGAUAGGAAAGUGGAAAACAAAGACAAACAAGAAUCAAAACAAAUAGGAACAGAGAGAGAGAGAGAGAGAGAGAGGUCUCUUGCAUCCUUCCCCUUCCCCUUCUCCACCUCCCUCAACCGCCAUCUCGCAUCUCCUUCUCCUUCCUUCCUUUGAGAUUGAUUCUUGAUCAUUAAUAGCAUCUAUCUCUUGUCCAGUCUGCACUAGUAAUAAUAGAUAGGGGGAGAGAAGGGGGGGUGAGAUAUGACAGGGUCAGGUUCAUUGUCAUCUCCGCUCUGCACGUGGAUUGUCGCGGCGUGCAUGUCGGUCACGUGCGCUAACGAAAGCAAGCACGCUCUGUCUCCACCAUCCUCGACUACUGGUAAUAGAAGUCGCAGGCGGAAGGCUGCUGCUGCUUUGAAAUGCAAUAGCAACAACAAGUACAACAACUACGGCAGCGGUAUGGGUGGAGGAGGACCGAGCCUGCAAGGAUUAGUGAGCUCUUGUUUGGCCUUUGAACCUUGUAGUCAUUACUACGCUUCUAAUGGACUCCUGAGAUCCAAUCGCAAACUAAGACGACUCCAUCCUCCCGCUCUUUCCGGGCAAGCCAUGGCUGUAGCUGUGCAACCUACAAAGGAAGUUGAGACAAAAAAGAAACCACAUACAAAGCAAAAGCGAGUAGUUGUGACAGGGUUGGGUGUGGUGUCACCUCUUGGUCAUGAACCAGAUGUCUUCUACAACAAUCUUCUUGAAGGUGUCAGUGGCGUAUCUCAGAUAGAGGCUUUUGACUGUGCUCAAUUUUCCACGAGAAUUGCUGGAGAAAUCAAGUCUAUCUCGACUGAUGGAUGGGUUUCACCAAAACUGGCUAAGAGAAUGGAUAAAUUCAUGCUUUAUAUGCUUAUUGCUGGUAAAAAAGCUUUGGCAGAUGGUGGGAUUACUGAGGAUGUGAUGGAUGAGUUAAAUAAAGCUAAGUGUGGAGUUUUGAUUGGCUCAGCAAUGGGUGGGAUGAAGGUUUUCAAUGAUGCAAUUGAAGCUUUAAGGAUCUCAUACAAGAAGAUGAAUCCUUUCUGUGUUCCUUUUGCAACAACAAAUAUGGGUUCUGCCAUGCUUGCAAUGGAUCUGGGAUGGAUGGGGCCAAAUUAUUCAAUUUCCACUGCUUGUGCUACUGGCAACUUUUGUAUUUUGAAUGCAGCGAACCACAUCAUUAGAGGUGAAGCUGAUGUUAUGCUUUGUGGUGGCUCAGAUUCAGCAAUUAUUCCCAUUGGAUUGGGGGGUUUUAUGGCAUGCAGAGCACUUUCGCAGAGGAAUGAUGAUCCGACAAAAGCUUCACGACCUUGGGAUAUGAAUCGGGAUGGAUUUGUCAUGGGGGAAGGGGCUGGUGUUCUGCUUCUAGAAGAAUUAGAACAUGCUAAGAAAAGAGGUGCCAAUAUCUAUGCAGAGUUUCUUGGAGGGAGCUUUACUUGUGAUGCUUAUCACAUGACUGAGCCACGUCCUGAUGGGGCUGGUGUCAUUCUCUGCGUAGAAAAGGCAUUAGCACAGUCUGGGGUAGCUAAAGAGGAUGUGAAUUACAUAAAUGCACAUGCUACAUCCACACCAGCAGGAGACCUCAAAGAGUAUAAUGCUCUCAUGCAUUGUUUUGGCCGUAACUCUGGUUUGAGGGUGAACUCGACCAAAUCUAUGAUUGGUCACUUACUGGGAGCAUCUGGUGCAGUGGAAGCCAUUGCUGCAGUACAGGCAAUACGGACAGGAUGGGUUCAUCCAAAUAUCAAUCUAGAAAAUCCAGACCAAGGCAUGGACACGAGUGUAUUAGUGGGCCCAAAGAAAGAGAGACUAGACAUCAAGGCUGCACUGUCUAAUUCGUUUGGGUUUGGUGGCCACAACUCAUCGAUCAUUUUUGCCCCAUUCAAGUGAAAUAGAGCUUCUCCAAGAGUGUACUGGAAUCCUCACUGUAUCCUGUUUUCUGCUGAGCUUGCUGAAGCUCAGUUGACCUUUGAAAUGUAACUAGUUGGACAUCUGAUAUCUCGAGGAUAGAUUGAUCAGAUGGCUAUUUGCCCGCGAAGGGAGAAUAGUCAGAUUUCACCAGGUGGCGACUGGAAAUACUCUUUUUUUGAUUCUGUUGUUUUUAUAAUCCUCUCUCAUAAAUAGCCACAGUGGGCCUUGAUCUGCUUGUGAGCCAUCAAUCAACGAUCAGAAGUGGCCUUGUUUACUUUUUGUUCCGUGUACCAAAAGGAUAGCUGUAAGGGUAUUGCAUUAGUGGUCAGUUGUAAUGAAUUUUUGAGCUAACAAUUUGCUGCUUUACCGUAGCAUAGCGGUGGUUUAUGUGCAUGCUUCUGUUUUGUUUCUCUC
This is a messenger RNA of Populus euphratica (Euphrates poplar), 2413 nucleotides long. Its product is annotated as 3-oxoacyl-[acyl-carrier-protein] synthase II, chloroplastic-like. Gene Ontology annotation, cellular component: chloroplast stroma; mitochondrion. Gene Ontology annotation, biological process: fatty acid biosynthetic process. The record is from RefSeq and is a predicted model, not a curated record. NCBI's taxonomy places the organism in Eukaryota, Viridiplantae, Streptophyta, Magnoliopsida, Malpighiales, Salicaceae. Gene Ontology annotation, molecular function: 3-oxoacyl-[acyl-carrier-protein] synthase activity. The transcript is spliced from 14 exons. Bases 332 to 1978 code for a protein of 548 amino acids.